AUGGCUCCAGCGAGUAUGAUCAAGGCGCCGGUCGGGCAGAAUCCGAGGCUCGCGUGCCACGCUCCGGGGAGAGGCGGAGGCGUGGUCAGGUGCUCGUUGCAGGGCGCGGUCGUCGGCGGCCGGGCGGAGUGGCAGAGCAGCUGCGCCGUGCUGUCCAGCAAGGUUGCCGCGCUCGGGACGCACUCCAUCAACGGCCACGUCGCGCCGUCGCCGGCGCCGGCGCCGAGUCAGAACGGGGCGGUGCUGGAUUUGGUCCCCGUGAGUAGUAUCACUGGCGGCGCCAUCACCAAGACGAACCUGCCGCAGCCGAUUUGCAUCGCGGACCUGUCCCCGGCGCCGAUGCACGGGUCGCAGCUGCGCGUGGCGUACCAGGGCGUGCCCGGCGCGUACAGCGAGAAGGCGGCCGGGAAGGCGUACCCGGGGUGCGACGCCAUCCCCUGCGACCAGUUCGAGGUGGCGUUCCAGGCCGUGGAGCUGUGGAUCGCCGACCGCGCGGUGCUCCCCGUGGAGAACUCGCUGGGCGGCAGCAUCCACCGCAACUACGACCUGCUCCUCCGGCACCGGCUCCACAUCGUCGGGGAGGUGCAGCUCCCCGUGCACCACUGCCUGCUGGCGCUGCCCGGGGUGCGCAAGGAGUGCCUCACCCGCGUCAUCAGCCACCCGCAGGCGCUGGCGCAGUGCGAGCACACGCUCACGGCCAUGGGCCUCAACGUCGUCCGCGAGGCCUUCGACGACACGGCGGGCGCCGCCGAGUACGUGGCCGCCAACGGGCUCCGCGACACGGCCGCCAUCGCGUCCUCCCGCGCAGCCGAGCUGUACGGGAUGGAGGUGCUCGCCGACGGCAUCCAGGACGACUCCGGCAACGUCACCCGCUUCGUGAUGCUGGCCCGGGAGCCCAUCGUGCCGCGCACGGACCGCCCCUUCAAGACCAGCAUCGUGUUCGCGCACGACAGGGAGGGCACCUCCGUGCUCUUCAAGGUGCUCUCCGCCUUCGCCUUCCGCGACAUCUCGCUCACCAAGAUCGAGAGCAGGCCGCACCGCCACCGGCCCAUCCGCCUCGUCGACGACGCCAACGUCGGCACCGCCAAGCACUUCGAGUACAUGUUCUACGUCGACUUCCAGGCGUCCCUCGCCGAGCCCCGCGCGCAGAACGCACUGGCCGAGGUCCAGGAGUACACGUCCUUCCUCCGGGUGCUCGGGAGCUACCCUAUGGACAUGACCCCGAUGACCGCCGGCUCCUCCUCCACCAUUUCCUCGUCCGAUCCCUCGUCGUCGUCGUCUUGA
Miscanthus lutarioriparius is the source of this 1284-nucleotide messenger RNA. The record is from the annotation of a GenBank genome assembly. NCBI's taxonomy places the organism in Eukaryota, Viridiplantae, Streptophyta, Magnoliopsida, Poales, Poaceae.